Drosophila hydei is the source of this 1220-nucleotide messenger RNA. Its product is annotated as inner centromere protein A. The coding region runs from base 204 to 1205 and encodes 333 amino acids. NCBI's taxonomy places the organism in Eukaryota, Metazoa, Arthropoda, Insecta, Diptera, Drosophilidae. The record is from RefSeq and is a predicted model, not a curated record. The transcript has 2 exons.
AUAUAUUUAUAGAAUUUUAGUGUUGUGCAAAAAAUAUAGGAACGUGUAAGAGUGUUAAAUUACCGAAAAUUGUUAACUUUUGUAUCAUUCAGGCAGUGGAUGCGUAAGACUAUCUUUCGAUUUUGAAAUUAUCAAGUUCUCAGCUUCAUUGUUAAAUUUCCGAUUACACAUACAAGCAUACAAGGACGACUACAAGAAUAGCAAUGGCAUUUAGUGGACACGUUGAUUCCGAUGGGGAAAUCGUUUUGAAUGAUGAAAUUUUCUCGGGACGUACGCGUAUUAGCAGCAUUUCAACGCCUUCCGAACAGUCAGAGCUCUCUCUUGGAGAGCAUUCGCUACGUUCAGAUCCUUCGGAUCAUCAUUGGGAGCCUUCCCUAAUGCAGCAUCCUUCGAAUUUAUUAUACAAGAGUCAUGGUGCAUCAUCAUCAUCGUCGUCAGCACCGCUUUCGUUACCGCCUGCAGAGGGUAUCACAUAUACCCACAGUAAAGCUAAUACCAAUUCACUGUAUAGCUUUACCGGUAUGUACGGUUCGCUCAAGCACAUGGAGACACAAAGCAAUCGUGUCCCAUCGCUUGGCCUUACGUCUAAGGCCAGCACCUUAGACUAUAUGCGUGAGAUAGGUGGCUUAAAGAUAGAUCGCGAACCACAACUAGCCUAUGAGACGUGGUAUGCUUCCAAGCAGAUGCUGCGUCAACAGGAGCUACAGCGCCAGAAAGAGGAGCGCGAAAUGGAAAUGGAAAAGCAUGAGCUGCGCAAGCAACUGUCCAAGCUCUGCUACGAGCAAUGGUUGCGCAAUAAGUCGCAGCAGGCGGAGCAGCGGCGCAUGGAUGAGCAUUUGCAGCAGGCAGCGUUGCAGGCAGCCAAUUCUAUGGCGAACCAGAACAAGACAGUGCGUAAUGUACCACAGGCUGAGAUCCGGCAAGUGGUGCAGAGUUGGUGGAUAAAAAAGCAAGAGCAACAGAAGCGUCAGCGCUUAGAGAUGCAGCGUCAUCAAUUGAAAAAGAAACGGGAGGAGCAGCGGCGCAAGCAGCUGGCCGAGAAGGCCUGGCAGAAAUGGAUGACCAAUGUCUAUGGAAAGCCGAAACCGGUGCCCAUGAAUCAGGGCAUGGACUCUCUGCGCGGUAGUGUGUCUGCAAUGUAUGUUAAUCCUUUGCCUUGGCAGCCGCUCAAAAAGGUACAGGAUGAGCUUAAAUAUCAUAAGUGAAUAUUGUUAAUAUAU